GGAAGUUAUCUACACGUGGCAGGACUGUUCCCUGCCCAUAAGUUAUCCACUCAAGGCAGCGUUGUGUACUCAGCUAGAGCUGUCUUUUCCUGCCAGGAUGAGCCUGCCGGCAAACCAGAUCAAGGAGCCCGGCAAGCAGUCUCUGCCGGCAAAAUCGCUCAAGGAGCCCAGCCAGGAGUCUCUGCCGGUAAACCUACUUAAGGAGCCCAGCCAGGAGUCCCGGAUCCUGUGCCCUGACCCUGACAUCGUUGUGGAGCUGAAUGUUGGGGGGCAGUUCUACACCACCACCAUGGGCACCCUGAUGAAACAUCCAGGCUCCAAGUUUUCAGAGAUAUUGUCCAGGUCAGCUAGACACUACAAAGAUGCACAGGGCCGCUUCUUCAUUGAUCGUCCCGGCACCUACUUUGGGCUUCUCUUAGACUACCUACGCACUGGGGAAGUGCCCACAGAGUACGUGCCUGAGGUAUACCAAGAAGCUAAGUUCUACCAAAUCCACCUUUUGGUCAAGAUUUUGGAAGAUAUGCCACAGAUCUUCGGUGAGCAAGUGGCUCGAAUGCAGUUCCUGAUGGGAGUGCCGAACUACAGAGAAAACCUGGAAGUCCUGUUGCACCUGGCUCGGGCUGAGGCCGUGGCGAUGCGCUCGUCAAAGGUGGUCGUGUGUGUGGUGCGUACGGAGGAGGAGGAUGCGAAGUGUUCGGAGCCGCUGCACAUCUUGGAGGCCAAAAAGACACCGGUUGUCAAAUUCGGACCCUGGAAGGCAGGCCCUGUGACAGAGGACUUUGUGUACUGCCUGGAGAAGGACAUUAGAGCCAAGGGGUAUAAGGUGUCCUCUCAGAGGUACCACCUGAGUAGAGAUCCCUACACAUGCUUCUGGAUAUUCGUCUUCACUUGGUGGUGAUCUCCGGUAGUGGGGACUGUUUGUUAGAGGCUGUGGUGGGAUUUGUGAAAUCAGUUGCCAUCAAAAUCCAUGUUCUAAAGCGAUCCUUAAAGUAGUCCGAGAGCCUGGAAGGCUGAGAUAAGAAGACUGCCAUGAGUUCGAGGCCAGUCUUGCAUACAGACUGAAACCCUAUUGAAAUGGCCCAGGAGAAGCCAGGCUCCCCUGUCUCCACUCCUGCUCCCUUCUGGAACCACAUCCUGUUUGACCAAGUAGGGUUUCUCCAAUCUUCUAAGAAAUAAAGCUUGUAAAAUGUUUAACGAAUCAAAGGGUUCUUCCUUGCUUGCUGGGAAAUAACCCUGAUGUGAAAACUCUUCUAGCCUGGGCCUACUGUCAUGGUUUUUGUCUUAUAAACUCUGUAGUGCUUAACUUGAAACCAAGAGUUCUUUGUGACAGGAGUCUGAUAUCAGUCAUCAGAUGAAAUAAAGAACUCUUAACUGGC
This is a messenger RNA of Arvicanthis niloticus (Nile rat), 1376 nucleotides long. RefSeq names its product potassium channel tetramerization domain containing 14 (gene Kctd14). The record is from RefSeq and is a predicted model, not a curated record. Gene Ontology annotation, biological process: protein homooligomerization. NCBI's taxonomy places the organism in Eukaryota, Metazoa, Chordata, Mammalia, Rodentia, Muridae. Gene Ontology annotation, molecular function: protein binding.